UUAUUUAACAUCGAAUUUUUAAUCAGAAUUUCGGUAUAAAUAGCAGAUUCGUUUGUGAGCUUAACGCAUACGAUUACACACAGCAGUCGCGAAAUGAGAAUCUUUGCAUUUGUUAGCUUCUUGCUUGCCUUAUUUGUGGCCGUAAGCGCCCUCCCAUACCCAAUGCCUGAGCCCUUACCAGGCGGAGGAGGCGGCGGUGGCGGUGGUGGUGGCCUCUGUGGAGGUGGCGGUGGCGGCGGCGGCGGUGGUGGUGGUGGUGGCGGUGGAGGCGGUGGUGGUGGCGGCGGCGGUAGUUGCUAAAUUAAUUUAUUCCCUCACCCCUGCACAACCUCCAAGCCGAAGCGUUUUUUUUUCGGCUGUGACUGUACGCACCCAUUAUUCUAUGUAUUUGGACGAAUUUUAAAGAAUACAAAAAAAAAAAAACAUUUAAAAACUUAAAAAACAAAAAA
Molecule: messenger RNA, 449 nt
Organism: Rhagoletis zephyria (snowberry fruit fly)
Lineage: Eukaryota; Metazoa; Arthropoda; Insecta; Diptera; Tephritidae
Product: putative glycine-rich cell wall structural protein 1
Source: RefSeq, a predicted model, not a curated record